Messenger RNA from Daktulosphaira vitifoliae (grape phylloxera), 3649 nucleotides. Its product is annotated as RNA-binding protein 5. Gene Ontology annotation, biological process: mRNA splicing, via spliceosome. Gene Ontology annotation, cellular component: nucleus. Lineage: Eukaryota; Metazoa; Arthropoda; Insecta; Hemiptera; Phylloxeridae. The transcript has 3 exons. Gene Ontology annotation, molecular function: RNA binding. The record is from RefSeq and is a predicted model, not a curated record. Bases 544 to 3234 code for a protein of 896 amino acids.
AUAUUGAUAACCUGAACAAUGCUUCUUCGUUAAUGAAAGAUCUUAAUUAUUGUUUAAAUAUUAAGUUCAUAUCUAUUAAUUCAUAUGAUUUCAGUAAAAUUUAAUGUGUUUUUUCAUUAUUUUUAAUAGCAUCAUCUGAUAACAUAAUAUAGUUUUAACUUAGGUGAAUAUUCAUUAUUUUGCGUGUGAUAGUGGAAUGAUUAUUUCAUCAAUCAAAUGAGCUGUAACGCGAACUAAAAGAACUAAUAAGCUGAUCGAAACUAGUUUUCAACUUAUUCUAAUUAAUUUAAAGGUUAGUCAAGUAUAGACAAAGCACCUCAUAAUCAUUACUGUGUUUCGAACAUGUGUCUCAAUUUCAUUUUGAACUUCUGACAGAUUGGUCGUCAUAAUUGACGUAGUGUCGUUUGUUCAUGUUUUUAUUUUUUAUUAAACAAUUCAGUUACUUUACAAAUUGUAUUACAGAUCAUUCGAUAUUCCUCAAAAUUAUCAGGAAGAAGUUUAACUCUACGUUGCCUUUACUACAUUAAGAGAUUUCUGCUUGAGAUGGAUGAGGAAUAUGUAGUCAAAGAUACCUGUGGGUAUGAUUCCGCGGAUGAAAAUAGUCCUCCUACCAGACGCAGUGUUGAGAUGGACCUCGUUGCAUAUGAUUCAUCGCCCCGUUCUAAUGGGUCUUAUUUUAGUGCUAAUAACGAUAACAAUGUAGAAUCUGGCGAUAUUAAAACAAAUUUGCUGAAAAUUCAGGAUAGAGAUAAAAGUAAGGAGCGUAGUCGUAGCCGUGAAUACAAUCAUAAAAAUAAGCGUGAUCGGAGCUCAAGCAGACACAAGAGCAAGAGACGAAGUAAGCAUAAGAAACAUCAUAGGUCUAGAAGUAGAAGUAGAUCUAGAUCUAGAUCUAGAACUCCAAGGCGUCGAAGCCGUUAUUCUCCCGGGGAACGUGAUUCGCAAACAAGCCAGUAUAGUAGUGAUGAUGAGCGUCGCAAACGACGUUCAAGGAGUACUGAUGGUUCAGAUGGCCAUAGAGUAAGAAAUAUUUAUUCAGACCAAUCGUCUAGUAAUCGCCGCUAUCAUGAUACCGUUGAUACAAGAAGGAAUCAUGACUCGUCUCACGAAUAUUACCGCGAAGAAGAUUUCGAUAGAUAUACAUUUAAAAAGCAAAUACCAAAUAAAACUAUUAUUAUUCGUGGGUUAGCCCCCCAUAUUUCUGAAAGUGAUAUUAGAAAAGAAAUAUUAAAGUGUGGACUAACACCAGUUGAUAUUAGGCUAAUCAGAAAAAAAGAUACUGGAUCAUCUCGUGGGUUCGCAUUUGUAGAAUUUUUCACCAAAGCCGAAGCAGAAACGCUUAUGGAAUCUAAACAAGGGGAACUGAUGUUAAGGGACAGUUUUCGUGCAAUAAUGCAAUAUACUAUUUCAAAAAUUGAUCCUGAAAAAAUGCUAUCUGAUUGGUGGUGUAAAUGUAAUGCUCAUAAUUUUAAACGUCGAGAGAGUUGCUUUGUUUGUGGUGCUUCCAGAGAAAGUGGUGAAAUUUUUGAUCAUUCCAAAGAAGUUAGCUCAUUCCCUACGCACACAGUCUUAUUAAGAGGGUUAGAUCUUUCGACAACCGAAGAAAAUGUUUUGAAAGCUAUUCAAACUCUAUCUACAUUGCCAAUUCGUAGUGUGAGAAUCGGUCGUAAUCACGUCACCAAUGUGUCUAAGGGUAUUUGUUAUUUGGAAAUGAAUAAUGUCGUGGAUGCCAUGUAUCUCCAUAAUGCGUUAGUUGUCGAAGAUCCGUUAUUAAUUGAUGGAAAAGAGGUGCUUGUUUCAUACUGUAAAUUAACACCUGUUGGUCCGAUAGCUACAGCUUCGAUGGGAAACGCUGCAGUUGAAGCGGCUAAAUGGAGUAACCAAAAACCAGAAACACCUAGUUAUACAGCUGCGGAUAUUCCUAAGCUUGCGGAGUACAGUGCAAACAUGUACGCCAAAACUCCAGCUGAACGUACAUCAUAUAUUCAAUAUUAUACUAAUUAUUUUAUGGAAAAAAUUCAAAAAGGUGAAUCUAUAACUCUUCCAACAAUUUCAUCAGUUACACCUUCUAUGCAAGUAGGUGCAAUUAUGAUGCCGCAAAUAGUACCGAUAAUGCCUGUAGGUAUAGUCAAACCUAUUGUACCAUUAGGUAAUCCACCUUCUGGUAAAGGAGACACAACGUAUCCUUUGCCUGAUGUAUCUACUUAUCAAUACGAUAGUACAUCUGGAUAUUAUUAUGACCCAUACACAAAACUUUACUAUGAUGCUAACUCUCAAUAUUAUUUUAAUCCAUCUACUAAUAAUUACCUUUAUUGGGACAGUACGAAAAGUUCAUAUUUAUUAGCACCAACGAACGACAAAAAUGGUGCUAGCGGAGAAUCUACUAAAGAAGACGCACCAACUGAAGAAAAGACUAAAGAUGACGACAAAGUGAAAGUUGCAAAACGAAUAGCAAAAGAUAUGGAAAAGUGGGCUAAAACUUUGAACCAAAAAAAAGUUAAUGCAAAACAGAACAUUGUAUCUGCCCAAGUAGCGACUCAAGCAGCCAAAAUGCAAGCCGCUGCAGAUAUAGGUUAUAGUGUAUUAGGCACUAAAGUUGAAAAACGUUCUGCGCCUGUUAUAGUUCCAACCACUCCAGCACCUGUCGAAGAAACUAGUGACAACGAUAAUGAUGUUAUAGAAGAAGCGAAUCGUAAUGAAGAUGAACAACAUACUGACUGGAACAAACUUGCUUGUUUACUGUGUAAGAGACAAUUUGGCAGCAAAGAAAUACUAAUUAAACAUCAACAGAUGUCUGACUUGCACAAACAGAAUCUGAAAAAUUGGUAUAAAGAAAGAGGAUUAGAUCCUGACGAUGAAUUCAAACGUGUUAUUCAGUAUAGAGAUAGAGCUAAAGAAAGGCGAAUGAAGUACAAUGAACCAGAUAAACCGGUUAAUCAUUUAAAAGAUAAGUACAUGAAAGCUAAAGAAGCUAAUGUAGAUUACGAACAACCUACUAAAAUGGGUAUCGGAUCUGAUAAUAAAGGUAACAAAUUGUUACAAAAAAUGGGAUGGCAAGAAGGAAUGGGUUUGGGAAAAACGAAUCAAGGUCGUACAACAAUUAUAGAAGCAGAAGGAAGACUAGCGAAUGCCGGGCUUGGUACUAGGGCAGUAGGCGUGGUUCCUGGUCCACGUGAAACAUACAAAGAUUGUGUUAAGAAAAUGAUGCGGUAUAGGUAUAAUGAAUCAGAUUAAGAUUUUUUUUAUUAAUAUGGUUAUUCAUAUAGUGACUUACUUAAUUUUUGUUAUUGUAUAAUAUAUCUUUAAAUUUAUAUUAUAUUUUUUCACAGUACUUCAUUUUAACUUAAAUGUUAAAUUAUGUUAUAAAAUUAAACUUUUUAGUAGAAAUUAAACAUUAUAAUAAUAGUAUAUUGUUCUAUAGUACAAUGUAAUAUGGCACUUAUAUUAAUGUAGACUAUUACCUAUUGACAAAUAAAUUCAAUCAAUAAAUUAGUAAAUAGUUAGUAAUCACUGUGUAACAUUGAAUUUUUCAUGUAAAAAUUUUAAAUGUAAUGUGUUCAUUUAACAGAAAAUUUUUUUUUUAUUGAGAUCAAAUUCCUAAAGUUGUAAUAUUUUUUUGUAAAUAAUGCAUAGAUUAUGUCUAAUGUAA